This is a messenger RNA of Panonychus citri (citrus red mite), 4551 nucleotides long. RefSeq names its product protein nubbin-like. Gene Ontology annotation, biological process: regulation of transcription by RNA polymerase II. The transcript is spliced from 10 exons. Lineage: Eukaryota; Metazoa; Arthropoda; Arachnida; Trombidiformes; Tetranychidae. Bases 1577 to 4174 code for a protein of 865 amino acids. The record is from RefSeq and is a predicted model, not a curated record. Gene Ontology annotation, molecular function: DNA-binding transcription factor activity, RNA polymerase II-specific; RNA polymerase II cis-regulatory region sequence-specific DNA binding.
UUGUCUCUCACUCUCUCAUUUUGUGGUUUCCUUUUAUUACUAUUGUACCCGCUCCCUCCUCUCUCCUCUCUCUCUCUCUCUCUCUCUCUCUCUCACCUUUCUCAUCAUCACUAUUAUCAUUAUCAUCCUCUGUUUUUAUCAAUUUUAUCACCUUUAACCACUGAUGAUAUUUUUUUAGCCAAUUGAUUAACCUUGUCCAUUGAUUGUUAUCAUUCACUUGAGGGACUGAUUAACCUUUGACCUGAUUGACAUUGAUAGUUUUAAAUCAACACGUGUAAUUAACAAUUGCAACAAGUUAUAACAACACUACAACAAUUAAUUGUAAUUAAUUAUAAACAAAAUUGUGUUAAUCAACUUUUACCAAUUACCUUUUAGUUUGGAUUAACUCAUUUAACUAUUUUAGUGUUUCUGAUCGUUGACAUUUUUUUUGAUUGACAUUUAAUUGUCAUUAUUAUUUUUUGAUGCAACGACUGUUAAUCCAUUUAUUUAAUUACAAUCAACUUUAAUCAAUAUUGUUUCUCGAUUCGCAAUUAAGUUGAGUUUUAAUUGUGAUCAUUUUGUGUAUCCCUCUCUCUCACUCUCUCUCUCUCUCUCUCCCAUCUUUCAAUUAUCAUCUUUGUGUAUGUGUGUUUAUGUUUCUUUGAUUAAUUAAUUAUUAUGAUUAUAAUUACCAAGGUAAUCAAUCAAUGAUUAAACCAUUAUAACAAAAUCAACAAUCAAUCAACUUUAAUUCAAAUUCACUUUAAUUUAAUCAAUUGUUUUAACAAGGAUUAAUAAUUUGUCUUAUUAACAAAAUUUAAAUUGUGAUACAAACUUUUUGGGACUUUAUCCAUUGGUGACAAUUAAACUGAGUGAUUAACUUUUUUGCCAGCCUGUUAAUUGUGACAAUCAACGGAUUUUCUAGUUAAUAAUCAACAAUUUACUCUAUUCUCAACAAUUUAAAUCAACUCAACUGACCUUGUGACAAUUAAAGUGAUAUCUAUCAACGAUCAACAAUUAAAAAUCAAUCAGUAAUCAUCAUCAACGGAUCCUAAUCAACAGACUCUUUUGAUUAACUAAUUAACCACAGCCCUCUUUGAUUGGAUAUUCGUUUAUUGGUUUAUCAUCAGAAGGAGGAGAAAAUCAAAGUAAAAGAGAUUCUGUAUUUUAAUCAUUCUAAUGUUUGAUUAUCAUGAGUUAUUUAAUUGAUUGAAAAUCAUUUCAGAUCAAAAUCAAUAAUAAUCAUCAUCAGUAAUCAAAAUCUUCCCUACGGAAGAUUAAAGAGGAAAACAAAAUCUUGGUGGAAAAGAUAAACCAGAAAAAAUAACAUCACAAUCGAUAUCGGAAUAAGAUUCUGUAUUAUAUAUUUGAUUUGGAUUCAGUGAUCGGUUCAAUGGUUUACCAAGGGACACAUUCAUAGGACACAAUUUAAUUCAGUUGAAUUGAUUCAAUUCAUGAUUUAGGAUCAACUUCUUGCAUUCAGAUUCAUCAUCAAUAAGAUUUAACCUCAUCAAUUGAUAAUUAACGUGAGCCCAUCUCAUCAUUAUCAUCAUCAUCCGACAUCCAAGGAUAUUUCAUCAUAUUUAAGGUUCGUUACAUGACAAAUGAGGAUUACAAGAUGAGUGAAAAGGUUGAUAAUGUUCAUAAUGGACACCACAAGGAACCGAUUAAUUAUUGUUCAGAUAAUUCUGAGAUGGAUGAUAUGGAACCCGAAGAUGACUGUGAUUCAAUGGAUUCGGAGAAAUCUCUCAAUCUGACGAUGGAAGAUAGUUCAAUGGAUACUCCACCAACUCCAACACCAACAACAACAUUGAUACCAACAAAUUACAGUGAUAAACAUUUUACUUCCUCCAAUGGAGCCGUCAAUCUGGUCAACAAUUUGUCAUUCGUUAAUCCUGCUCAUCGUGUUAUCCUUAAUCCGGUUUCUAGUGUAUUCAAUUCACCUUCAAUAUUAUCAUCAUUAUCAGUUUUACCACCAAAUUCAACUAAAACAGCAUCACCACCAUUAUCAUUAUCAUCAUCAGUAUCAUCAGCAUCAACAACAACAACAACAACCUCAUCUUCAGCAAUUACAAUAAACAAUCAGCAAACCUCAUUACUGCCUUCAUCAUCAUCCUUUUUAUACUCAUCUACAUCUUCCGGUGGGUCAAUGUCACCAACAACAGUAUCUCCACUUCCUGCCUCAUCACCUUUAUCAUCCUCAUCACCCAAUGCACAAGCAGCGACAACAUUGGCAUCAACGGUCAAUAAUUUACAUCAAUUGGAGCAAUUACAGGGUAUCCCUUUGAACCUUAAAGGUAAUGGUGGUGGUUCAAGUGGAGGAUCAAAUGGUAAUGGUGCUAAAGGUGAAUCAGCAGGUAAUACCGGUAAUCUUAAUUCCAAUGGAGCUGAUCUAUCAAUCAAUGGUUCCAAGAAUUUUUCCUCUAGUUCAAUCAAUGGAAACAAUUCUAAUUCUAAUUCUAAUAAUAAUAAUAAUAAUAAUAAUUCGAGUGCUAAUAAUAACAAUUUAGCAUCUAAUGCAAUGAUGAACGGAAAUAUCAAUGAUAAUAACGGAACAUCAUUAACUGGACCAAGUGACCUUUCAAUGGGAUCUUCAUCUCCAUCUUCAUCCUUAAAUCGGUCAACGGCAAAUUCAAUGGCAGCGCCAAAUUUAUUAGCAUCGACGGCAGCAGCUCUUGCGGCAGCGGCGACAACAGGAUCUAAUUUACCGAUUAAUCAACUGGCUCAGUUAAUGGCCGCUGCUGGAGCAGCUCAAGGACAAUUAUUAUUACAAGCAACUUUAGCUCAACAAUUACAACAGCAACAACAAGCAACAUCAAAGAUGCCAGUUAAUCCUAAUCUCGGUGGUUUCCCAUUGAAUGCAACUGAUUUACAGCAAAUUCAACAACAGCAGCAAAAUUUACAAAACCUUCAACAAUUAAUCCUCCUCCAAUCAACCGGACAAUUGACCCCUAAUUUACAGGCAAUGUUACUACAGAAUCAGGUUGAACAAGGUUACCUUCAGCAAACCCUACAAACUUUAGCUGGACAUGGAAUGUCUUUGCCUCAAGUUGCUGUUGCAGCUCAACAAUUACAACAACUACAAGAAUCACUUGGUAUUAAUGGAUCAUCAUUAUCAUCCUCAUCAUCUGCAUCCUCAUCUGCAUCUUCAUCUUCAUCACUUUCUUCAGGAGUUCUCAAUGGUCAUCACAACAACUCCAAUAGUAAUAAUAAUAACAACAACAACAACACCACCACCAACAACAAUAAUAACAAUAACAACACCACCAAUAAUAAUAAUAAUAAUUUAAGUAAAUAUCACCAAAGACAUGGUUCACCUUCAGAUAUAAUUAGUAAUCAGAAGAAAGUGAUCAACCUAAUUAAUCAACAUCAUCUUAAUCAUCAUGGUUUGAAUGGUUUAACUGAUCCACAUUCAUCUGCAUCUUCAGCAUCUUUUUCAUCUUCAGCCUCAUCAACCACAACACCGACAUCUAAUAAUAACAAUUCACCUUCAAACACCAAUAGUAAUAAUAAUAAUAACUCCAUGAAUAAUAAUAGUAACAAUUUAAUCAACAAUAAUACAGUUAAUUCUCAGCUUUCAAAUCACAAUCAACUUAAUAAUUAUCACCAUCAACUGUCAACUGUCCGUUCGCGGGCUGAGACAAGUCCUGAAGAGAUGAAUGAUCUUGAAGAGUUGGAACAAUUUGCUAAAAUGUUUAAACAACGAAGAAUCAAAUUAGGUUAUACCCAAGGAGAUGUUGGCCUGGCGAUGGGUAAAUUGUAUGGUAACGAUUUCAGUCAGACGACAAUUAGCCGAUUUGAAGCUCUUAACCUUAGCUUUAAGAAUAUGUGCAAAUUAAAGCCUCUUUUGGAGAGAUGGUUAAAGGAUGCGGAUGCUUCACUUACCAAUCCAGGAGUCAUGUCAUCAUCUCAGGCAUCAGCUGAUGCAAUUGGACGAAGGCGAAAGAAACGCACGAGCAUCGAGACAACAGUUCGUGUCGCCCUAGAAAAAGCAUUCAUCUCAAACCCAAAGCCAACCUCUGAGGAGAUUUCAAUGUUAGCCGAUUCUCUUUGCAUGGAAAAGGAGGUCGUUCGAGUUUGGUUUUGUAAUCGUCGGCAAAAAGAGAAACGAAUCAACCCUCCACUCAAUUCAUCCGAUGAUCCAGAUAAUGGAUGCUUAGGAUCACCUUCAUCAUAUCCACCUUCACCUGCCUAAGAAAAGACAACCACCACCGCCGUGAAUAACAAAAAGCACACCAUGGAAACCAUGAUGAGAGAAUGACAAAAUUUUCAUUUAUAUCAAAAUCCACUUUCCACCCUCCACAUAAAAAAAACCCACUCUCUCUAUCUCCCUCUCUCUCUUCAACACCAAGACAUUAUUAUUAUUAUUAUUAUUAAAAUCAACAAUUAAUCUAUGAUAAUGAUGUAAACUCAUUUCCAUUUUUAAUCAUCAAUGAAUACCCUCCCUUCAACAAAACACCCCGAUGGUUUAAUCAUGAUCAAUUGACUCUCUCGCCUUUCAAACUUAUAUUGUUACAAUUAAUACUAAAUACAAUAUGAUGAUUAAAAUUAAUUCUUGAUUAACCAUAAAUA